AUGCAGCCUAUCCUUUUACUAGUAAAGCUGAACAUACUCAUUCUAUGCUCAAAGCUCAUACAAAUUAAGAUGAUGCGUUUCGAAGAUACUGUGUCGAUACUACGAAUCAGGUACGAUCCGCCCACGAGCCAUUGGAGGAUCAAAACCAAGUUCGGAAAAGAUUUGCCUUUUACAUCACUGCGCAAAGAUACAUGCAACACGAUCUGGUGGCAUGCAGAGAAAACUGUUGUUUUGGGGUUUCGUCUCAGAGCAGCCCCUCCUUUGAGGAAAUGA
Molecule: messenger RNA, 273 nt
Organism: Cylicostephanus goldi
Lineage: Eukaryota; Metazoa; Nematoda; Chromadorea; Rhabditida; Strongylidae
Source: the annotation of a GenBank genome assembly